CUCAUGCCUCUUCCGUAGGAUGUUCACUGUGACCAGGGCCAUAGAGGAGACACUUUUCCAGCACUUCAUACACCAGAAGCUGGAGAUCGCCUACGCCAUAUACAAGCCAUUUCCCUUCUUCGAAACCCUCCGAGACAACUCCUUCAUCACGGAGAGGAUGUACAGGGAAUCUUUGGAAGCCUGUGGACAUAUGGUCCCCGUAUCCAGAGUGGUGUACAACAUUCUCACCAAACUGGAGAAUACGUUUAACCUUUCACUUCUGAAGAUGAUGUUCAGCCGAAUUAACCUGCACGAAUACCCCGACCUGAUGACGAUUCUCAAGAGCUUCAGAAACGUUGUUACUUCCUACGGAAGACAGAACGGAACCACGCUGAGCCUCUGGGAAGCCCCAGCGCACCCAGCAGAAGAGAGCUGCCUCCAGACCCUGGCGCUGCCACCCCCACCCCAGCAUCCCGCAGUGAGCCACCCGUCCCGGGCCGAUGAGCCCAGAGCACCCAUGGGACACAGCGCUGAGAUCCUGGCUGAGCCACCCCCUCCUUCUGGCCCUGCCAGAGUCACCCAGGAAGAAAUGAUGGUUCCAGACAACUUAACACCCGAAAUGAAUGAAGGAGACUCUCAAGAGAUGCCUGGCAGUCCCAUCACCAGUGUGCAAGUGGUGAGAGAUGAUCCUCCUGAACCAAAUGACCCAACAGAGCCCCAGGAGGUGCCCAGCGUACCUCCCAACAAGAAAGGAAAGAAAAGAAAAAGAAAUAUCUGGGCAACUCCAAAAAAAAGAUACAAGAAGAAAAGACUCCCAAGAGCAGCCUCUCCUGGCCACGGAAUCCGAGAGAAGCUCCAAGGGGUGGGUCAGGCCACUCAGAGGAAGAACGACUCUGCCAGGGACUCAAAGGUCACGACCAGGGCCCAAAAGGCAAAGACUGACUGUGCCCAGACGUCUGGACCAGAGGAUCCCAUGGAUAAUGGAAAUAAGCUGUCUUUGGGACAAUCUCCUGGGGAAAAGCAAAAGAGGAGAGAAAAAAACAGCAGGUCAACUUCAAAAGGAAAACAGAAAGAAAGGCUCCCGAGAGCAGCCUCUCCUGGCCACGGAAUCCGAGAGAAGCUCCAAGGGGUGGGUCAGGCCACUCAGAGGAAGGACGACUCAGCCAGGAACUCGAAGGUCACGACCAGGGCCCAAAAGGCAAGGACUGACUGUGCCCAGACGUCUGGACCGGAGGAACAACCCAAAGAUAAAACCGUGGAUUUUCACGCUCCUAAGCUUCCUGUGACCUGUGGUGAGGCAAAAGGGAUUUUAUAUACGAAGAAAUUGAAAAAAGGCUCUUCAGAGAAGUGCAUUCAGGAUGAGAAGGGAGUUUGGUUCACUCCAAAAGAAUUUGAAAUUGAAGGAAAACGGGCAAGUGCAAAAAAAUGGAAGCAGAGUAUACACUGCAGAGGGAAGACCCUAAAACAACUGCUGAAGGAAGGAAUUUUGGUAUGUCCUCCAAGACAAAGUCUCAAGAGAAAGCAGGAAAACUCCAAGGAAUGUGAGGUAUGCUGCGGGGUGGGGGGGUUGGGGGGACCACUGCUUCCCUGUGACACUUGCCCAAGAGCCUUUCACGAGGACUGUCACAUCCUGCCUGCGGAGACAGAGAGGAGCCCGUGGAGCUGCACCUUCUGCAGGAUGAGGGAGGCCUCAGGAGGCCCCCAGUGCCACGAGGAAGCUGAGGUCCUGGCGAGGCUGAUGAGGCCUGAGGAGCAGCUCAAAUGUGAGUUCCUCCUCUUGAAGGCCUACUGUCAUCCACAAAGCUCCUAUUUUGCAGAGACUCCACGUAAUAUUCAUGAUUACGGUGAGCACUUUAAGGAAGCCAUGUGGCUGGGCCUGGGCAAGGAAAGAUUGACUGAGAAAGUGUACACAGCAGCAUGGUUCGUGCGGGACAUGCGCCUGAUCUUUUUCAACCAUAAAACAUUUUACAAGACUUCUGACUUUGGUCAGGUGGGACUGGAUAUAGAGGCUGAAUUUGAAAAGAGCCUCAAAGAAGUGCUUAUUUUUUGUGGAUCCACUGAGAACAUCUUUCAGGCUCCCUGACCUGUUCUAGGAGGAUUAAGGUACCUUCAGGAUCCAGAUGAUGUGACCCUGGUUGUGGCUAGAUGGCCAACGAAUCUGAGAUGUUACUGACUACCCUCCUGACUUAAAUCCAGACCCUUCACACGUCAUGCUACCCCGUAACUCCUUUCAUCUUUUAUUGUUUCUUUGUACACAUAUAUAUGUUUAUAUUACACUUCCAUGCCUGUAAUUCCCACCCAACACCACAGGCCUUUUUCCUGUCUUCCUCCAGUCAUAUCUGUGUUUCUUUUUUCCCACAGAAUAGUUACUCAUUUGCUCAACUCUAAACUACAACCAUAAUAGUUUCAGGAUUCCCACACCCAUACCACUAAGAAAAGGAAACUAAGCUGAAUUUUAAAUUUGUGCAGAAUUUAUUUUGUUUCUAUUAUACAUUUAAUAUACCCUUUCAGACAGUAUUUUUCAGAAUUUUGCAUCUGUAUUUAUAAAUGAGAUUGAGCUAUAAGUUUUUAUAUCCUGUGAUAGUCAGAUUUAGGGUUAUUUUAGCUUAGUAAAAUAACAUAAAACUUGCUACCUUUUUAUAUAAACUGGAAUAGUCUACCAUGUUUUAAAUUAACCAAGUCAUAAAAUUACAUUAUUGCCUACAGUUCUUUGGUGACAUAAUAGUGACUGAAUUCUUUGUUUCUUCGUGGUGAUUAGAUUAUUCAGAUGUUCUUUCGCUUUUUGAAUCAUCUGCUAAGCCAUCAGCCACUGCUUUUGUUGCUUACAGUGGCCUUAUUUCUGUCAUAUUACUUCAUUCUUUCUCUUUCGAACACUUCCAUGGUAUUUUGUCUAUGUUUUCUUCAUUGUCACCUUCUAUUCUGGAGGGAAUCAUAACAGUUUUUUAAUUCUUCUAAUUUCCUACCAGUUUUCCAAAUAUAUUUAUAACUUAUUUUUUGAAUGCCAGAGCCAAAAAUAAACUAUCUUUAAUGUGUCAGAUAUUUAAGUCAAGGUGUUUGUCACUUCUUACACCUCUCAGCUCCCAAUUCCUGUCUGUU
Molecule: messenger RNA, 3075 nt
Organism: Manis javanica (Malayan pangolin)
Lineage: Eukaryota; Metazoa; Chordata; Mammalia; Pholidota; Manidae
Source: RefSeq, a predicted model, not a curated record